CUUUUAUUGCUCCUAGCCAACCUAUCACAAUCAUGCUCAAAACCUUGACUAUGACUACAUACUAAAGGCAAGUUACAGAACUCCACCUCAAUUUCAAAUGGCGGAUCAUCAUCUGGAUAAAGUUUGAUACGAUAAGGAUAUUCAUAAUCUUUUUAAUAUUGACCCUUAAUAUAGCAUUUGGUUUCACAUGAUUCUGUAAAAUGAAUGCAUGUUUUGGUGUGUUGUGGGAGGGAAGCAGGUGGUGCCAAAUUCGGAGCAAGAACCUGACCACUAAUAUCGGCGUAAUCGGAUCAGUAGGACAAACUAAUAUCGUCUCCCUCGCAGCUGCGCCAAUUCUACCGUCGAUAAUGGCGAGGUAAUUUGUGGGUGCUCGAGUUAGUGAGCUUCUUCGUUAACCAGAUAUCCGAAAAAUGGGGAGCGCCUCGUCUAUGCUAACUCAAUAUGAUAUAGAAGAAGUUCAGGAGCAUUGUCACAACCUCUUCUCCCAACAAGAAAUAGUGUCAUUGUAUCAAAGAUUCUGCCAACUGGAUCGCAAUGCGAAAGGAUUUAUCUCGGCGGAUGAAUUCUUAUCGGUGCCUGAGUUUGCCAUGAAUCCACUUUCUCAGCGCCUGCUCAAAAUGGUGGACGGCUUGAAUUUUAAGGACUUCGUAGCUUUCUUAUCCGCAUUUAGUUCGAAAGCAACUACAGAACAGAAAAUAGCUUUGAUUUUCAAAGUAUAUGACUCGGAUGGAAAUGGAAAAGUCUCUUUCAACGACAUACUAAACGUGCUUCGUGAUUUAUCUGGUUCAUUCAUAUCAGAUGAGCAAAGAGAGCAAGUCCUGACUCAAGUUCUAAAAGAGGCAGGUUACACAAAGGAAUGUUACCUCUUGCUAGAUGACUUCAUUAAGGUAUUUGGGAAUUCAGGCUUAAAAAUGGAGGUUGAGGUUCCAGUUGAUUAAGCGAGAAGUGAGCUCACCAUUCUAACUCGUCGCUCCCGGGACCAAACAAGAUCCCGUGGUUUAUCUGUAGAUUGGAAGGAAAGGCCACACAGUUCUUUUUUUCGCUUGUGUUUAUAGAUAUAGACAGCAAAUGAAAGUACACAAAUAAAUGCUCUUAGCUUCUUCCUCCUCUUUUCUGUGUACAGUCUUCCCUUUAUUCUUUUACCAUCUGUACUAUUCAAGUUAGCCGAAGUUUUGGAUUUUGGCAGUAAAUUGAAUCAAGGAAUGUAACUUGUCAGGUUUAUUGACUGACAAAUUGACAGUAUGACUUUGAGUAAUAAUAAUAUUAAUAACAUUUAUUGAUCA
Molecule: messenger RNA, 1283 nt
Organism: Linum tenue
Lineage: Eukaryota; Viridiplantae; Streptophyta; Magnoliopsida; Malpighiales; Linaceae
Source: the annotation of a GenBank genome assembly